GGAUGGCAGAGCUAAUGGGAGUAUCUAACGGGACAUGCGGACGGGCUGCUUUCUUCUAAUAUUUCAAGUACUGCAGUUUGUUUCGGUGUGAGGCCUCGCCAUGCCGCUGGUGAAGAGGAACAUCGAGCCCCGUCACCUCUGCCGAGGGGAGCUCCCCGAGGGUAUUGGCAGCGAGCUGGAGUGCGUGAUGAACAACACGCUGUCUGCCAUCAUCCGCCAGCUCAGCAGCCUAAGUAAACAUGCAGAGGACAUAUUUGGGGAGCUGUUUAACGAGGCCAAUACUUUCUAUAUGCGUGCCAACUCUCUGCAGGACCGCAUUGACCGGCUGGCCGUCAAGGUCACACAGCUGGACUCCACGGUGGAGGAAGUUUCCCUGCAAGACAUUAACAUGAGGAAAGCCUUCAAGAGCUCUACCACCCAGGACCAGCAGGUGGUGUCCAAGAGCAGCGUGCCCAAUCCUGUCAAAGAGAUGUACAACGUGAGCGACAAGCCUCCACCCCUCAGCAUCCUCUCUUCCUACAGGGAUGACCACAAGGAAGCACUUAAGUUCUACACUGACCCAUCCUACUUCUUUGACCUGUGGAAGGAAACGAUGCUGCAGGACACAGAGGACAAGAGGAAAGAGAAGAGGAAGCAGAAGAGGCGUUGUGUGGACGGGACGUUACAGAGGGAGGUGAAGAAGGUCAGAAAGGCGAGGAACCGUCGGCAGGAGUGGAAUAUGAUGGCUCUGGAUAAAGAGCUCAGGCCGGACCACCGACACACCAUACACAGAGACAGAGGUGCUUCUUCUGAGGGCUCAAUGUCACCAGAUAACAGGGGCCAUGGUCCUGAUAUGCACCAUUACCCCAACGCCAUGAACCACCAUGGCCACGCCCACACCUACUCCGGCCCUCCACCCAGCGUCUUGGCUGCCCAGAUGGCUGCAGGGCACACCCCUCGUGGAGGAAGUGACCAGGAUAAUAGGGGCAGGGCCAUGGCCUAUCAGGGUGGGACGCUUGGUCGUGGUCACCACCACCAAGUCCCACUGCCUCCUCCACCCACUGAGGCUAUGAACGGUGGCUCUAUGUCCCUCCCACCAGUGGACUACAGCAUGGAUGGCUAUGCCAACACCGGUCCUCCUCCCCCUCCCCCAGCCCCUCUCAUCCCUUCUGCCCAAACUGCCUUCGCCUCACCUCCUGGAGGUCCAGUGCCUCUUGGGCUCAUGGUUAGUAUUGGGGGGUAUGCUCCACCUCCGCCACCUGUAUCUGGAGCCCAGGCUGCCCCACCUCCUCCUGGUCCUCCGCCUCCUCCCAUUCCAGCUGGUGCCUCCCACUUCACUUCCCACAAGAUGUCCUCCUCUGCACCUGCUGAGACCACAGUGGUCAACGAUGCCCGCAGUGAUCUGCUAGCUGCCAUACGUAUGGGCAUCCAGCUGAAGAAGGUGCAGGAGCAGCAGGAGCAGCAGGCAAAGAGGGAGCCGGUCGGAAACGAUGUGGCCACCAUCCUGUCGCGCCGCAUCGCUGUGGAAUACUCAGACUCCGAGGACGACUCCGAGUUGGAGGACAACGAUUGGUCCGAUUAACACACACACACACAUUCACAUAACAAGCAAGAUAACCACUAAUGAUAAACACACAGUCAAUCUCGCACUCACUUGAAAGAAUGCCCACUGUACCACAUUCACGGGUCGUCGCACAUGUUGAGAACACACACACACACACACACUAACACCUACACACAAUCACAUGCUGUAGGUUCAUAUAAGCUGAAUGGUCCAAAAACUGGAAACCUAAAGGGGUGUAUUCAAGAUGCAUAAACACUGUAAAGAGACGAGUAAUAUACUGUAAUGCUGACCACUCUCUGAAAACUUCAGUUUGACGUUUAUAUCUCAAAGCACUGUGAAUACACCCCAGUGGAUGCUUCUCUACCUGUUAUAACACUAUAGACACCCUGUGAAGGUGCUUAUUUCAUGUAUAGUUCAGGCUUAAGAGCGUUAGAACAAAAACUAGAAACUUUCCUCUUGAGCUAACCGAUGUACUUGUCUGUUUUUUUUAAAUGUUUUUACUGAAACACUUGCUUAUGCCAGAGACGAUGAUGACGCAAGUUUUUAACAUGUAGACAACAAUAACUGGAAAUAACGGAGGAGCUUAGCGGCAUGUAACGGGUUCAAGCCACUGAAAUGAAACGCUGUGGAUGGAUGUGUAAAAAGUCUUAUUGAUCAUAAAUAUCAUAACUGAUUGAGCCAUCUGCAUUUGCAAUCGCUCACUGCUGUGUG
Messenger RNA from Scomber scombrus (Atlantic mackerel), 2254 nucleotides. It is a transcript of the gene wasf3b, whose product is annotated as WASP family member 3b. Lineage: Eukaryota; Metazoa; Chordata; Actinopteri; Scombriformes; Scombridae. The coding region runs from base 101 to 1561 and encodes 486 amino acids. The transcript is spliced from 9 exons. The record is from RefSeq and is a predicted model, not a curated record. Gene Ontology annotation, cellular component: SCAR complex; cytoskeleton. Gene Ontology annotation, molecular function: Arp2/3 complex binding; protein kinase A regulatory subunit binding; actin binding. Gene Ontology annotation, biological process: actin cytoskeleton organization; positive regulation of Arp2/3 complex-mediated actin nucleation.